This is a messenger RNA of Podospora anserina S mat+, 1698 nucleotides long. RefSeq lists its product as uncharacterized. Gene Ontology annotation, biological process: transmembrane transport. The record is from RefSeq and is a predicted model, not a curated record. Gene Ontology annotation, molecular function: transmembrane transporter activity. NCBI's taxonomy places the organism in Eukaryota, Fungi, Ascomycota, Sordariomycetes, Sordariales, Podosporaceae.
AUGCCUUUCGGAAUACUGGACUGUAAAAAGAUGGAAGUCGUGCCUGGCACGGCUUUCAUGUCUGACCAAGAUGACCUCCCUCCCGAAUUUGCCUACAUACCACGAGAUCAACUGAAACACGGCACCGGCCGCUACAAAAACGUGAUUCUCGUCCCUCAGCCAUCUGACAGCCCCAACGACCCCCUCAACUGGCCACAAUGGCGAAAGGAACUCAUCCUCCUAAUUACCUCCCUCUCCGCCGCCGUCGUCGGAGCCUACGGCCCCAUGCUGUCCCCCGGCUUUGUCGAAAUAGCCCACAACCUUGACAUUACCCUUGACGUCCUCGCCCAGUCUACCGCCUGGCUCAUCCUCUGCAUAGGCCUCGGGUUGUUCAUCACCAACCCCUUAGCCAAAAUCAUCGGCCGCCGACCCGUCUACCUCGUUGCCAUCCUCAUCAUGUUCAUUACUUGCAUCUGGGGCGCUGCAGUCAAGGAAUACGACUCCUUUCUGGCAAGUAGAAUUAUUGCGGGUAUCGGCAUGGCACCUUAUGAGGUCUUGGUACAGUGCACAAUUGGAGACUUGUACUUUGUUCACGAGCGGGCGACGAGGAUUGCGGUGUGGAAUUUAUUUUUGCUGACGGGAAUCAGCGGGGGCGCGUUGGUGGCUGGGUAUAUAAUCGAGCGGGAGGGGUACCAAUGGACGUUUGGGGUGUGCGCGAUUCUGUUUGGGGUUUUGGGGUUGGGUGUUAUUUUUGCAGUACCGGAGACGGCCUAUAGGAGGGACGCGGUUGUUCCUGUGCCUGUGGCAAAGGGGAAAGAAGAAACAGAAGAGGACAGUGUGAGGAAGAUGAGGCUGGGGAGGGAGCAUGAGGUCCAGUUGCAGCAUGUUUCUUCUUUUACUGAGGGAGGACAUGGGUCGAAUGUCACCGAACAGGCAAGGUUGGAAGCGGCCGAGAGAAAACAUACUUAUUGGGAGUCGUUGAGGGUCUAUACUGGGCGGUACUCUCGAGCUCCGGGGUGGAAGCCGUUUGUGAGACCUGUGGUAUUGUUGUUUUAUCCAGCUGUGUUUUGGGGAUUCCUAGUAUACGGAACUGUCAUCACUUGGAUUGUCGUUUUUUCCGUCGUGAACGCAGUCAUUUUUGUGAACCCUCCAUACAACUUCACCAUCAGUCAGACCGGCCUGAUCAGCUUAUCCCCGUUCAUCUUGACCAUCAUCGGCGAGCUCAUUUCAGGUCCUCUUAACGAUUGGAUCUGCAUCUACCUCACCAAGAAAAACAGGGGAAUCUACGAGCCAGAGUUUCGUCUCCCUCUCAUGGCCGUUUCUCUGAUAACGGGAGUUGUUGGAUUUUUUUUUGGAUUUGGCGCCUCUGUUGAGUACCAAACACAUUGGUCGGGUCCAGUGCUGUGCUUUGGGCUGGCCAACAUGAGCUUGGUGUUUGCCGCCACCUGUGUGUUUGGAUACAUUGUGGACAGUUACCGUGAACUGAACGAAGAGGCAUUUGUGGCCAUCAAUACUAGGAAUCUGUUGACAUUUGGCUUGACCUACUUUGUCAAUGGGUGGCUGCAACAGCAGGGUCCGCUUGUUGUGUUUUGUAUCCUCGGGGCGCUGUUUGUCUUUGUCACUUUGUUGACAAUCCCACUAUGGAUCUUUGGCAAGAAAUUCAGAAGCUUUACCGGGCGGAAUCGAUGGCUCCAGAGGUUCAUGAAUGAUAAUGAGUAA